GUUCAAUCUUGUCCGAAACGGCUCAAAGAAGUUUGUAGAAGUUUGUAGACUUUUUUAUUUAUUCUAUUCACUUGCGACGGAGAAGAAGAUUCUGGGUUUGGUCUUUUCCCUCAGAAUAAAUUCAAUUUACACAUUUUUCUACAUUUAAAGUUAAAAACAUCGAAAUAAUGACUUUAGGGGAUUUAUUGAGUAAACCUGCUGUUCAAAUUGCGGCCGCUGUCAUUUUGCCGAAUGCUGGUGGAUGGGUCAACGGAGUGAUUACAAAGAAGAACAUCAAAAGUUGGUAUGAGGGACUCAAACAUCCGAGUUUUCGUCCACCAAAUUGGCUAUUUGGACCUGUUUGGACUGCACUCUAUUCAGGAAUGGGAUAUGCUUCAUAUGUCGUUUGGAAACAAGGCGGUGGUUUCGGCGGUCAAGCUAAGUUUCCUUUGAUGUUAUAUGGAGCUCAACUAGCCCUCAAUUGGGCAUGGUCUCCAAUCUUUUUCCAUUAUCACGAAUUGAAAUGGAGCACUGUUGAAAUUGGAGCAUUAACAGCAACAGCCGCCGCAACUGGAAUUGCUUUCUAUAACAUCGAAAAAGUCGCCGGUUUAAUUUUUGUGCCUUACUUAGCAUGGCUCUCAUUUGCUUCUUUAUUGAACUACUCGAUUUAUCGUCUCAAUACUCCAGCGAUUGAGGAUAAGAAACCGGAAGAAAAAAAGAAAUAAGCAUUUGAUUAUAAGAAGGAGGAUCGAACAAUUAUAAUUCCAUUUCUUCAUAAAGAUAUCUCAAAAACAGAAAAGUCUCAUAAUGUCAUGUAACUCGAGAUAUUUUAAUAAAAAAAAUUCUACCUCAGAACAAAUAAAAGAUUAUUGAUAUUGAUGACAUAAUGUUACGUAACACCUGUCAACAACUAAUGUCUCAUAAGUUUUUCUUUGUCGUGUUUAUUGCCGAAAAAAGAUUAAAAUGAAGAUC
This is a messenger RNA of Clunio marinus, 951 nucleotides long. The record is from the annotation of a GenBank genome assembly. NCBI's taxonomy places the organism in Eukaryota, Metazoa, Arthropoda, Insecta, Diptera, Chironomidae.